UGUAGUCUCGGGCAAGUAUGUCCGCGAGAUACUUUUUAACGAUCAUUUUAGUUUCGCCGGUGGUACCUCCAAGAAUUUUGAUAUCAGGCUGCUGACAGGUAUGCCAGAGGAUGAUAUUUCGAGCCAAGAUGUGCGAUCAGUCGUUGUCAAAUCUUUGACGGUCCAAAUGAAGAGUUACACGCCGCGUGCAGUCGCCUAUCUGAACGUUGGUUUGAAAGAAGCAUUAGGGGAUUUGACAGAACCUCGGGAGCUAUCCAAUCUGUUCUUGACUGUGCAACACAUGGUCGCAAAAGCAAGUGCCUCAAUAUUUGUCGGCUUAGAUCUUUGCGAAAACAAAGAGCUGGUGGAGGCUUUCAAGUACAUUACAACCGAUGUCGGUCAGUCAAUCCGUAUGGAUAGCGUCUUUUUUGAGCGUUUUUCUACACUGAAUAGGCUGCGCAUGUGGUAUACCGGGAAAUAUGCUCCGCGCAUCCGGAAGCGCAAGUUGCAAAUGAUCGAAGCAAUGAAACCAGAAAUUGAUCGGCGCAUGCGAGGAAUCGCCGGGAAAGAACCCUCGUGGACAAGACCGGCUGAUAUUUUGCAAGAGAUUAUCGAAAAUUAUGCACCACCUGCAUCUAGUGAUACCAACAUCUAUACAUAUUUCACACAUUGGAUGAUCGCUCUCACUUUCGCAGCCAUACACACCACCUCAGAGCACGCCACAGUUGUACUAUACCGCCUAUUGCAGCAACCCGAAAUUAUCGACGAGCUUCUUCAAGAACAAAAAGAAGUAUUCGGCGAUGAUCACACUAACAGCAAUGUUUUCACUGGUGAUGCUAUCAAGAAACUGGUGAAGCUGGACAGCGUUUGUCGUGAAGCAUUACGUGCCAAGAAUGUCUUUUUGGAUUUGCCUCAUUCAAACACAGGGGGACAAAGCAUUACUCUCAGUAACGGUGUCGUUAUUCCUUCAGGCCAUGAUGUUCUGUUGAACCAAUGGAUGAAUCACCAUGAUAACGAAUUGCAAAAGGAUACCGCUGGAAAUUAUGAUAACUUUGAACCGUUUCGUUAUGUUGAUAUGCAUUGUCCAUCAACAAAAAUUGGUGAUGGCUAUCUAACAUUUGGCGAGGGGAAACAUGCAUGCCCUGGUCGCUGGUUUGCAUUACAAGAAAUCAAAACGAUCGUCUCUGUCCUCAUCCGCGAUUACACACUCAAAGCGAACGGACCUAUUGAGUUCCCAACAGGCACGAAAUCCGGUAUUCCCACGGGAAAAGUUUCCAUUCAGCGAAAAAUGAUGUAAAACAAAUGGUUCAAAGAAAAGCUAUGGGAAAUGUAGUUUGCUAUGUACAAAAAGAUAUAAAACGAUUAUAAUCUUUGCGUUUAUGAUGCGUAACGGUUGAAUGUACCCAUUGUCAAGUAAUUGCCCUUGACCUCCUUUUUUGCAUAUAUACUCUUCACUGCUUGCGACACCUCUUUGUUCUUUUCCUUCUCAGCAAGCUCUUGGGCCACUUUACCCAUCACGGCAGCAGCUGCGGACGAAGAAAUGUUGGACUUCUUAGCAGGUGGUGCCAAACUGGACUGCUGUGGCGGUGAAGUCUUGUCUCGCUUUCUCUUCUUUUCUUUAUCUGAUCCACCCUCCUGCUUGGCGGCCUUCUUUGCUUUCUAUAAUACGAGU
This is a messenger RNA of Zychaea mexicana, 1651 nucleotides long. Its product is annotated as cytochrome P450. Lineage: Eukaryota; Fungi; Mucoromycota; Mucoromycetes; Mucorales; Lichtheimiaceae. Bases 101 to 1276 code for a protein of 391 amino acids. The record is from RefSeq and is a predicted model, not a curated record. Gene Ontology annotation, molecular function: oxidoreductase activity, acting on paired donors, with incorporation or reduction of molecular oxygen; heme binding; monooxygenase activity. The transcript is spliced from 8 exons.